Molecule: messenger RNA, 2576 nt
Organism: Sinocyclocheilus grahami
Lineage: Eukaryota; Metazoa; Chordata; Actinopteri; Cypriniformes; Cyprinidae
Product: leucine zipper putative tumor suppressor 3-like
Exons: 7
Coding region: 207-2327 (706 amino acids)
Biological process (GO): regulation of dendritic spine morphogenesis
Cellular component (GO): dendritic spine
Source: RefSeq, a predicted model, not a curated record
UCCUCCUCCUCCUCAUCAUCAUCACCCGAGACCUGCUCCUGACAAGAUACACGCCGCUCGGCGACGCGACCGGCUCGGUGAAUGAACGCGGCUGACGCGACGCGCGUCGCUGUCCGCGGUGCUGAAACAUGUGUGUCUGGAGGUCGGGCAGCUGUGACGGCCCAUGCCGAGGCUUGCGGCGCUGAGUGACGCUCUGGUUCCCCAGCAUGGGCAGUGUAGGCAGCGGAGUGGCCGGUGAGCAGGAGUUUGCCAUGAAGAGCGUGGGCACUCGCACCACUCUCCCUCGUGGCCCUCCUCUGUCCCGUCUCCACGCGCCUCCCUCCGCCUCGGACGGCCCCAGUGACAGCACCGCCACGGAUCGAGGCCAACUCAACAUCGCCUCGUCUCGGCCCAGCCACGGGGACAAGGCAGCGCACAGAACCAGAGGAGUGUCUCUGGAUGCUUGCGGUAACGUGGUGGGUCACGGUGCGGAGAAGAACCACGAGGUAAAGGGCAGAGACGGGAACAACAGCAAGAGAGACAGUCGCACACCACCCAAGAUCCUCACUGUGUCCGGCAAACUCGAGCAGAAUAAUUCUGCUCUGGUCCGGCCGUCUGCCUUCAAACCCGUGGUGCCCAAGAGUUUUCACUCCAUGCAGAACCUGCUGGGUCAGUCCAAUGGAGGACGAUCUGCUUGCUCCGACGCUCCGCAGUCCCUCUGUGAGCAGGACAGUCCGGAUCGGGACCCUUCGGCUGGAAACGACGGUCCAACCGGCAUGACCGACUCCGGGAGGAACUCGCUGACCAGCCUGCCCACCAUGAGCUACGGCCCCGCUCAAGCGCUGGGGCCCCUCAGCGCCUCCACCAGUCACAUCAACAGACUGAGCAGCACAGCGGCACCGCUGGAGAAACCAGACAAACCCAGCUAUCAGAACGGCCUGAGCGUGUCCGACAGCGGACAGUCCUCCUCCGGGAAGAGCUGCUUGUCCUAUCAGAGACUCUGUCAGACCACCGUCCAGCCGUCGCCCUCCACCGACGACAUUAUCCAGGACCUGGAGGACCGACUCUGGGAGAAAGAGCAGGAGGUGAUCCACAUGCGGCGUAACCUGGACCAGAGCGAGGCGGCCAUCGUGCAGGUGUUCGAGGAGAAGCAUUGCGUCUGGGAGCGAGACAUGGAGGAGCUGAGGCAGAACUACGCCGGCCGUCUGCAGCAGGUGACCCACCGAGCCCAGCGCACACAGCAGGCCCUGCAGACCCACAUCGCCCGUCUGCAGCAGGACAAGGGCCGGCUCCAGGACGAGAUCAGCGCUCUGCUCGCACAGAGAGAGGAGCUGGAGCACAAGUGUCUGGAUUACCGCAAGGAGCAGGCGGAUAUACUGCCUCGCCUGGAGGAGACCAAGUGGGAGCUGUGUCAGAAAGCGGGCGAGAUCUCUCUGCUGAAGCAGCAGCUGCGGGAGAGUCAGAACGAGGUUACGCAGCGCGCCGGAGAGAUGGUGGCCCUCAGGGGCCAGCUGAAGGAGCUCAAGGGCCAGAUAAAGGAACGCGAGGAGACCAUGAUCGGCCUGAAGGACUCGUACACCAACAAGAGCCGCGAGCUGGAGAGAUGUGAAGGAGAACUGAAGAGAACGCUGACAGAGGUGUCGAUGUUGCGUGACAAGCUGGUGGUGUUCGAGGCCGAGGUUCUGGGUCUCAAGCGGGCUCUGAGCGAGCUGAGCUGCAGGAGUGAUCACGCCGUGUGUCUGAGGGACAUCAGCGGCUGCAGCAGCUUACCGUGGGCCGGCCUGCACUCGCCCCGCUCGCCCGAAGCCCUGCCCAUCGACAGCUUCCUCAGCCUGCAGAGCGACGAGGCCAAAGCGCAGCGGCAGGAGGCCGGAGAGCUGCGGCGGCAGCUGGAGAGACUGCAGGGCGAGCUGCACUUGGAGCGGCAGCAGAGAGAGAGGCAGGUGCUCACCUUCGCUCAGGAGCGGCACACCUGGAAGGGAGAGAAGGAGCGAGUGCUGAAGUACCAGGCGCAGCUGCAGCUCAGCUACGUGGAGACGCUGCAGAGGAACCAGGCGCUGGAGGAACGGGUCGGCCAGCUCGGAGCCAAACUGGGCACCUCGCCCGGAUCGCCCGGAUCACCCGUCAGCCUCUCCAUCCCCGUUCUGGGCGAGAAAGAGCAUGUGCUGAAGUAUCAGGCGCUGGAGGAGCGGGUCGGCGUUAAACUGGGCCCCAGGCCCGGAUCGCCCGUCGGUCUCUCCAUCCCUGUUCCGCUGACCGCCGACGAUCCCAAACCGAUCCUGCAUCAGCUGGCGCCUCCGUGGCCCGGACCUACUCGCCUGGAGCGGAUCGAGUCCACGGAGAUUUAGACGCGAGACAAUCGACGCGAGACUGUUCUGUGUGAAGACUAAAGAGGGCCGAGAUCAGCCUGUGUUACUGCAACACAUGAAAGAAUUACGCAGUUGAGAAUUAAAAGUGAUGCGCAUUUCUCCAGCUUUUAAUCUUCUGAGAUCUCUUUUGGUUAUCAGUGAUAUGGAGGGGAAAUGUUUCAGUAGUCUGUGUGGGCCUUAUGGGACCGGUCAAAAGCUUUGGAAUAAUUACAAUUAAUGUUUUUGAAA